Messenger RNA from Vicia faba (fava bean), 978 nucleotides. Lineage: Eukaryota; Viridiplantae; Streptophyta; Magnoliopsida; Fabales; Fabaceae. The record is from the annotation of a GenBank genome assembly.
AUGGAAACGGUCAAUUCCUGUGAUGACAGACACUGUUCCAAUGUAGCUGAACAACCUCAACCCAUUCUUACUCCUGCCACUGAACUCACCAUUUCCUUUCAAGGCGACGUCUAUGUUUUCCCUUCCGUUACGCCACAAAAGCUGCAGGCUGUAUUGUUACUCUUGGGAGGCCAGGAGACACCCAAUACUCUCCCCUCCUCUCACUUUUUGCUGCCGCUAAACUAUCACCACAUUUCGGGAAUAAAUGAUCCUUCCCGUAAUUCAAAGCUUUCGCGGAGAUUUGCAUCGCUUGUUAGGUUCCGUGAAAAACGAAAAGACAGAUGCUUUCAGAAGAAAAUUCGCUACACUUGCCGGAAAGAGGUUGCUGAGAGGAUGCAACGGAAGAAUGGACAGUUUGCAUCAUUGAAGGAAGAGUACAAUUCUCCUACUGAAAACCAGGAUUCUAGCAGUGGUACACCUUGCCCAAAAUCUACUGAGCGUAGAUGUCAGCAUUGUGAAAUUGGUGAGAAGUCUACUCCAGUAAUGCGUCGAGGACCGGCUGGUCCAAGAUCUCUAUGCAAUGCUUGUGGGCUCAUGUGGGCAAAUAAGGGAACUCUGAGAGAGCUCAACAGAUCAGGAAGGAUUGCUUUUGAACACAAUGAACUGGAUACUUCAACGGACAUAACACCUUCAACAACAGACCCAGAAAAUUCAUGUGCUGCGCAGGACAAGGAGGAAAGCCCCCGGGAAACAAAGCCUGUGCCAAUGGAUGCCAUACAGUCACCCGAGAUGAUAGAUGAGCAGUAUAUGGUCGAAUCUGCUGAAGCAGUUAUUGACAACUUGUCCAUCCAAGUGGAGAACAAUGCUCUUGAUCUGCAAGAGCUGGAUAAAACUAUGGAGGAUCUUGCUGAUGCUUCUGGGAUCGAUUUUGAGAUUCCUUCCUGUUUUGAUGAUCAGGUUGAUGUUGAUGAUCCCCACAUGAGGACUUACUGGCUGUGA